GGCGGCCAGGCGGCGGCAAUCUCUGCUCGUCGGACUUGAAAACGAUCCUCGCGCCAGCACUCGGGAACACCUUGCUAACCACCAUGUUGUUGGGAUUUGUUCUGGCCACCUUUCUGCAUGUCAGCAAAGCAUGCUUGGAGGUUCCGCACUACUUCGGAUCCAUGGAUGCAAGUCUGGAAAUCAGUAGAAGUACACUCCGGGAGACGGGCUCCUCGUGCCAUUGCUGUGGCCUGUGCCACCAGGACGACCGAUGCAAGAGCUUCACUUUCGAUGUAAACGAGAAUUCAUGCGUCCUGUACAGCAAGGUGGGCGGCUACAGCGAGUUCACCCGCCUGCCGUCGAGCCAGUCUACCCAGGAGUACUUCUUCAUGCCGAACAGCUCGACGACAGGCGAGUUCUGCCGCCAUGACACCGACUGCCAGGCGGGUAGCGGCUCAUGCAUCGCCAGGAUCUGCACCACUGACGUCACACGCACCUGUAGAGAUGUAUACGAGAUCAAGGUUGAAUCGCCCGAUCACGCUUACUGGGGUGCCGUCAAAGGAGAAGAAAUUCUCUUCUACUGCGUGAUGAACUACAGAAAAGGCGGAUACACGAUGCUUUUGGAAGCUCCGUUUUGGUUCACGCGGUGGACGACGUCAAACCGGCUGAACUUCAUCUACACUGAAAGUGGCAAUAUCCCCGGCGGCGGUGACCCUGUUUCCCAUCUCUGGGCCGGGGACGCCAUCAGAGACUCCAGACCUGGUGACUACCAUGUGGUCGUGGUCAGCGCUAUCGGGCCGGCCGAUGGGGUGGAGUUCGCCGUGAGCCGCUCCCAGAGCGUGGUCAUGUCGCUCGGAAUGCCAGUGGCCUACGAGACCACGGACGGCUCGUUCUCGUUCUCCGGCGGCGGGACGGUGAUGUACCCGUACCUCACCAACACCAACGGCAUACUCUACCACAUGAACAGCAUCGUGACCUCCCAGGCCGGCGGUCUGAUUCGGAGCCGGACAACCACAGAUCCCCGCUGGUCGCAGGACGUGCAGCGCCCGGGCAGCGUGCGCCUGCUGCUCCGGGAGGGCGACUGAGGCGGGGCGGCCAGCGCUGGCGGGAUGCCAGCUACUGGGCGACAUAACGUGCAUUGCACCGCGGACGGGCCGGCAGCGGAAGUCGUAGUCUCGGCAGGCUGCUCGCCGGGCUUUGAUUCAGCAGAAGCCGCGCUAAUUAUGCCACGGCAACUAUGCUAUCUAUUCAGCAAGCACGAUGUACAGCGGAUGUUGGCUAUGAGGCAAUGGUGAUUCCGCACGUAGUGAAAUAAAACGAGGCAAUGCCACAUACACUAUUGCCAUGUCUGCAAAAUGUGCAUGUUGCGAACACACGAUUGAUACGCUUGUUUAUGAUGGUAGCUUUCAUUGCUUUGCCCAGAGAAAUGGAGUACCACAAAGACCUGGUCCUCAGACAAAACGCGUGGCCUUGCUGUGAUGUGAUGUGAUGUGAUGA
Molecule: messenger RNA, 1476 nt
Organism: Pollicipes pollicipes
Lineage: Eukaryota; Metazoa; Arthropoda; Thecostraca; Pollicipedomorpha; Pollicipedidae
Exons: 4
Coding region: 84-1064 (326 amino acids)
Source: RefSeq, a predicted model, not a curated record